AUGCAAGUAGCCGAUAUUUUCAUAGGCAGAGUGGCAGAAUCCAUAAUUGUGAAUGAAAGGAAGAUAAAUGUGUGGGGAGGGCAAGACAGCGCCGAACCCGCUUGGCCGGAGCGCCUCGGCCGCCCUUCAUCCUGCCGCCCUCUCGGCCCUCUCCUCUGGUUCCACGCCGUCUCUUUAGGUGAAGGAUUGGCUGUGAUCCCUGUGAUCGAGCACUGCAUCGAACAUAAGCCCCAUCUUAAUGUACUAAUGACAACAACUGUGGCUUCAGCUUUUGCGGCAAUUGAGGAUCGGCUACCAAGUGGUGUCAUUUAUCAGUUUGCACCAGUGGAUACACCGAGGGCGGUGGAGGAUUUUCUUGGGUACUGGGAUCCAACUGCAAUAUUUUUGAUGGAGAGUGAGCUGUGGCCGAACCUCAUUAUCUCAGCUUCAGAGAGAGGAAUACCGAUUACAUUGCUAAAUGCUCGGAUGUCUUUAAAAUCAUUCAGAUGUUGGUCAGGAUGGGUGGCACGGCCACUUAUUGCAUUAAUGCUGUCAAAAUUAUGUUUGAUUCUCCCAUUGAGCACAAUUCAGGCUAUCCAUUUUCAGUUGCUACAAGCGCCACCUUCUGUCAUAAAUUUUGCAGGAGAUUUGAAGUAUGCCAUAGGAGAUUUUGCCACGGCAGAAGAAGCUAGAAAGGUCAAAAAUCUUAAGCUGCAGUUUGCAAACAGGCCAAUUUGGAUGGCAGCAUCAAUACACAAGGGUGAAGAAGAAGUUAUGCUUUGGGCGCACGAGAAACUAGUAAAGAUGUACCCUGAAUUGGUCACAGUUCUCAUCCCACGGCAUCCUCAGCAUGGACAGCAGAUAAUUCAAUCAUUAAAGAGGCAAGGGAUGAAUGUUGCAGUGCGGUCUAGAGCUGAUAUAGUUUCUCCUAGCACAAGUCUCUAUGUGGUGGACACUCUAGGUGAACUAAGAAUGCUUUAUAAAGUUACUCCUAUAGCUGUUGUCGGAGGUUCUUUUCUGCCUAAUUUGGCUGGGCAUAACAUUUCUGAGGCUGCUGCAGCUGGUUGUGCUGUUUUAACGGGUCCCCAUGUUGGGCAUUUCUCUAAGAUGAUAGCGGAAAUGAAGCAAGUAGAUUAUUCAUCAGUUCUUCAGGUUGCUGGGAGGAUGGAGCUCUUGGAAACCCUAGACUGGCUACUCGGUAAACCCGAGGCACGAGAAGCAUGUCAACAAGCGGCAAAAAAAGCAUUCUCAACUAUUUCAAGUGGUGUUGUACAGAGAGUUUGGGAGUCCAUUGAUGUUCAUGUUCUCAGCAAACGUUAAAGGACAACCAGGAUUAUUAUUUUUAAAAUUUUAUUUUUGAGCUAUUAAUGGAAGGAGACUCGUGUAUGUGGAUCUGAUUAGUAAUCAUCUUCAUACAUUCGAUGUCUCAUGCAACAUAUAGUUGUGAAUAGAAUUCAUGUAGCCGACUCCUAGGUGGAGGUUUUGUUGUCACUAUUGUUGUGCACACGAGCAAAACCAAAUUUUGUUUUCAUC
Molecule: messenger RNA, 1512 nt
Organism: Asparagus officinalis (garden asparagus)
Lineage: Eukaryota; Viridiplantae; Streptophyta; Magnoliopsida; Asparagales; Asparagaceae
Product: probable 3-deoxy-D-manno-octulosonic acid transferase, mitochondrial
Biological process (GO): lipid A biosynthetic process
Cellular component (GO): plasma membrane
Molecular function (GO): transferase activity
Source: RefSeq, a predicted model, not a curated record